Molecule: messenger RNA, 159 nt
Organism: Sclerotinia sclerotiorum 1980 UF-70
Lineage: Eukaryota; Fungi; Ascomycota; Leotiomycetes; Helotiales; Sclerotiniaceae
Exons: 3
Coding region: 1-159 (52 amino acids)
Source: RefSeq, a predicted model, not a curated record
AUGCAACCAACGGAUCUCAUCACCGCCCCAAUCAGGCAAAAGAAUUUGUUCGGGAAAACCCGGUUUGGUGAUUGGUGGCACCAAGUACCUAUUCGUAAUAUCGAGGUGUUGGAAGUAUGGUUCCAUGUUACUAUAUCACCAAUGUAUGGUCACUGGUAG